Molecule: messenger RNA, 3576 nt
Organism: Erpetoichthys calabaricus (reedfish)
Lineage: Eukaryota; Metazoa; Chordata; Cladistia; Polypteriformes; Polypteridae
Product: interleukin-6 receptor subunit beta
Exons: 13
Coding region: 1-2019 (672 amino acids)
Biological process (GO): cytokine-mediated signaling pathway
Cellular component (GO): signaling receptor complex; external side of plasma membrane
Molecular function (GO): cytokine receptor activity; cytokine binding
Source: RefSeq, a predicted model, not a curated record
AUGGAUGAACAGGAAGCAUUAAUUGCUAGAAAUCAUUACAAUCACGACUAUCCAGCCCACCCAAAUAAUAUCAUCAUCAAAUUUGAUGAUGACACUACAGUGUUUGGACUCAUCUUGGAGGGGACCGAAUCUGCAUACAGAGAGGAGAUCCUGAAAUCAUCAGCUUGGAGCUCAACAAAUAACCUGACAUUGAUCACCAUGAAAACAAAGGAAAUCAUCUUUGACUUUAGGAUAAACAGCACAGACCUCAAACCCCUCUACAUCAACGGUGAUUUGUGGAGAGAGUCCCAGCCUGGUUUUCAUUUGUUUGACCUGUUGCCCUCUGUAAGAUGUUCACCUGAACAAAUAAAGUAUGAACGACAAAAAGAAGAUUUUACUGUAUCUUGGAAAAACAGAAACAUAACACACUAUCAGUUGCAGUAUAAGGAAUUAAACAAGGAAUCCUGGAUAUUAGUAAAUUCAAUAGAGGAUAAUAGCAUUAAAGUUGCAGUGCCAAAUGAAACAGUUUUCUAUGAGGCUCAAAUUAAAUGCAUUCCAAAUAAUGUAUGCAGUGAUUGUAAAUGGAGUGAAUUUCUUUUCAUUCCUCCAGAGCCAAAAAUUGUGGAAUUAUUUACUGCUCCAUUUAGUGAAGGAAACAGAAUGUUACAUAUGAAAUGGGAGAUGGCCCAUGAUCAACAUAUUAAUGGCUACAAUAUCAGUAUAACAAGAGGCACUGAACAUGCUAACUACAGUACUCGGCACAGAGAAUUCUUCCUGAUUAUUUCUGGAUCCGCUUACACCAUUAGCAUUACAGCUUUUAAUAAUAAAGGAAGAUCACCAGCAACUACUGUGAUUGUUCAAGAGCUUGAAAAUAUAGUUUAUUCUGGUGAGAUGAAUAUAACAGCCAAGGACCCAAGCCAGUUUCAGAUUUCUUGGAAUUCAAGUGAGACGAAAUGUUACGCUUUUGACUGGGGACCAGUUAAAGGAGAUAGAACAUCAAAUUCCUGGUUCACUAACACACCUUCAUUACAGUUAAAUGGUGAAUUUGAAGCCUAUAAAAGAUAUCGUAUCAUAAUGUAUUUAAGAUAUAAAAAUCCACCUUGCAACCUGAAAGACUUCAAUGGCACUGAAAGAACAUUUGCUGUUAAGGAUGCUUAUAUCACCGAAGGAACACCUCUAUAUGGCCCGUCCAACAUUUCUGCCAGUGACAUUAAAAGCACAUCAGCAUUGCUUACCUGGUCAGAAAUUCCAGAGGAGAGUUUGCAAGGGUUUCUCCAGGGUUAUGCCAUCCAUUACUCUAGCAAUAGUACUAUGGACUCGUCCCAAGCUGUUUAUGUGAAUUCAUCUACAUUGAGCUGGACUUUAACUGAUCUCAGAAGCAACACGCUUUACACAGUGCAAAUUUCUGCCUUCACAAGUGCUGGAGAAGGAAAACAAAGUGAAGACUAUGUGUUUGUAACUCUGAAAGAAGUCUCUGCAAGGAUCUAUUUUACAAUGAGUGGAAUACCUGUUCUUCUGAUUACAUUUAUUGUAAUAUAUUGUCAAGGUUUUGAAAAAGUGAAAAAAGCCUUUUGGCCACAAAUCCCCUCUCCAGAGAACAGCAGCGCUAUCCAAGAAAUUGAUAAGACCAAUCCUGCCAGGUUGGUGGAAAGUAGCCUUUUGCCAGUGACUGAAUUGGAGUUGGACACCUCUGAUUCUGGGAGCAUCCAUAUCAUUGAAGAAACAUCUGAAAUUACCCGAAUAUAUGAGGCUGCAAAGAAUAAUCAAUCAGUUGAUCAGGAAGUUCUGGUCCAAGAUGCUGAAGCUCUAAUUGUUACUGAUCAGGUAGAGCCAGACCACAUGAAUGCAUUUUCCAAAAUGGCAGGCCCUUCAUUCAAAACUGCAAGUGAUUACACCACAAUGGAAUUAUUUCGCCAAGCAAUGCCUCAUUUUUCUAAAGUCGAUCAGGAGACACAAGACAAAGAAGAGCACACAGCUUGUGAUAUGAGGCAAGACUACGUGAAGCAAAAGCACUGCUACAUGAAUCAUGCUGACUCAUGAACCCUAUUAUGGACAUGCGGCGCCAGUCUAACGAUCCUCUUGAUGGUAGAAAGGACCGUCACUCAAUGGCCUCAAGCAAACUAUCUGAAGUUAUUAAGAGUCGGAAACCAUUUGGGGCAUCUUCUACACACCAGGAAACAGAAAUGAAUGGAGUCCGCUGAGAUACAAGCUGUGAUUUGUUCAGCUGGAAUGUUAAUAAGCUGAUGUGAUAUUUGACAUAAACCAGACAAGUCAAAGUCAAGGCCUGCAGGCCACAUCCAGACCACGAUGUAAUUAUAUACCACCCACAAGAUAGUUGUAUAUGUCUUUAUUAAUGGCCCGUCAGUAAAUGGAACUCCCACUGCUCAUACUACACUCCCACUACUCAUACUACAAAUCCCACAAUGCACUGCAACCCCCAAGCUGCUCUAAUGAAACAGUGAUCAGUGGUCAGCGGGUGAAUGCAUCGAUUAACACUUUUACAAUCACAUUUAAACUAGCACCCAAAUGAAAAGUGGACAUGGAAAACAGGGAUUUUCAAAGCAGCUGGGAGGCAGAGUACCAGUUUUUAGACAUCGGAGGUAAACCUGUAUGCCUCGUUUAUGGAGCUAAUGUGGCUGUAAUUAAGGAAUAUAACAUAAGAUGGCACUUUGAGACAAAACAUCAGGACAAGUACAAAAACCUGGACACACAGCAGAAGCUACAGAAGGCAGAAGAGUUUAAAAAGAGUCUGUUGUCGCAACAGGCUAUGUUCACAAAAGCAAACAUUACCAAGUGAAGCGGACGUGAAAGCUAGUUUUAUAGUGGCAAAAGAGAGCCAAAUCGGCCCUUUAUGGGGGAGAGUUUUUGAAGCACUGUAUGAUUAAAGUGUGCGGUCUUUGUGUCCAGACAAAAUGCAGGUAUUUUCAAAUGUAAGCCUUAGCAGAAAUACUGCUGCUGAUCGGAUAUGUGAGCGUGCCACUGAUUUACAAACACAGUUUAUGGAACAGGGAAAAGACUUUAUUGCAUAUUCCCUUGCUGUGGAUGAGAACUCCGAUAAGACUGACACUGCACAGCUGGCAAUUUUCAUUCAUGGAGUAGAUUCCAGUUCAUGCAUUACAGAGUAUUAAACCAAUUCAUGGCACAACCACAGGAUAAGACAUGUUUGAAGAAGUAUCUAAAUGUGUAAAUGACAUGAAACUGUCCUGGAACAAACUUAUGGCACUGAUGAUGGAUGGAGCACCUGCAAUGUGUGGGGAAAAGAGUGGAUAGGUGCGAAGGAUGCGAGAGAAGAUGCAGAGGGAGAAUGGCACAGCUGAGCUCACAAGAUAUCACUGCAUCAUACACCAGGAGACACUAUACUGAAAAAUCCUGAAGAUGGAACACGUCAUGAGCACUGUAACACAGGCAGUUAACUUUAUAAGAGCCAAAGGCUUAAAUCACCGCCAGUUUCAGGCUGUUCUGGAGGAAAUACAUUCUGAAUUUUGUGACAUGCCUUAUUACUCAGAGGUGCGCUGGCUGAGUCGAGUAAAAGUGCUUAACAGAUUUUCGAGCUGCAUGAGGAAAUCUAUCAGUUCAAGCAAAGUAAAGGAAAAGACU